GCCGGCGGGAUGCAGAACGGACUAAAAAGGAUUUCAAAGUCCUCUUCAGUCUACUGAAAGAGGUGUGCCAUUCAGUGUUCGAGUAGGAAGAUGUCAGCGGUCAUAGUCGUGCACGGCGGAGCGUGGGCCAUUCCCGAUGACCUCGCCAAGGUGAAAAUGGAUGGAGUGAAGGCAGCAGCACGUCAAGGCUUUGCUGUGCUGCAAAAAGCAGGCAGCGCCCUGGAUGCUGUCGAGUUGGCCGUGCGGGCCUUGGAAGAUAACCAUGUGUUUAAUGCAGGUCACGGAGCAGCUUUGAACACAAACGGAGAAGUGGAGCUGGACGCCAUCAUCAUGGAUGGAAAGACGUUGGCUUGCGGUGCUGUGUCAUCAGUGAAGAACAUCGCCAACCCUGUUACUUUGGCACGCGCAGUAAUGGAGAAGACUGACCACGUCAUGUUGACCGACAGCGGCGCAAACCUGUUCGCAGAGAGCAUCGGCAUGGCCACGGUUCCCACUGAUACGUUGGUGUCCAAUUACGAGAGAAAAGAAUGGGAGAAGCACAAGAAAUAUGUGACAGGCGUAAUGGAAAGCUUCAACUCUCGCUGGGCCCAUGAUACUGUGGGUGCUGUUGCUGUGGACUGCUCUGGAAAUGUGGCCUGUGCCACAUCCACUGGAGGAAUCCGAAAUAAAAUGGUCGGCAGAGUUGGCGACUCCCCCGUCAUCGGCUGUGGCGGAUAUGCAGACAACUCGAGUGGUGCAGUGUCUUGUACCGGCCAUGGAGAGUCUAUCCUGAGAGUGACACUGGCCAAACGCAUCCUUUCUCUCAUUGAACAAGGUAAAUCCGUGGCCCAGGCGUGUGACAUGUCACUGCAGUACAUGGGAGAGCGCGUGCGUGGCGCUGGCGGGGUCAUCGUUGUUUCUCCAACGGGUCAGUGGGCAUCAGCGUUUACCACAGAGCGAAUGGCUUGGGCUGCUGUGGAUAAUAAUGUUCUGUACUAUGGAUUAGAACCCAAUGAAAAACUGAAAGAAUAACACUUUUUUACUUU
Entelurus aequoreus (snake pipefish) is the source of this 1025-nucleotide messenger RNA. Its product is annotated as isoaspartyl peptidase/L-asparaginase. The transcript is spliced from 7 exons. NCBI's taxonomy places the organism in Eukaryota, Metazoa, Chordata, Actinopteri, Syngnathiformes, Syngnathidae. The record is from RefSeq and is a predicted model, not a curated record. Bases 91 to 1011 code for a protein of 306 amino acids. Gene Ontology annotation, molecular function: asparaginase activity.